This is a messenger RNA of Aureobasidium namibiae CBS 147.97, 1131 nucleotides long. RefSeq names its product putative alpha-1,6 mannosyltransferase subunit. Lineage: Eukaryota; Fungi; Ascomycota; Dothideomycetes; Dothideales; Saccotheciaceae. Gene Ontology annotation, biological process: protein N-linked glycosylation; cell wall mannoprotein biosynthetic process. The transcript is spliced from 2 exons. The coding region runs from base 1 to 1131 and encodes 376 amino acids. The record is from RefSeq and is a predicted model, not a curated record. Gene Ontology annotation, molecular function: alpha-1,6-mannosyltransferase activity. Gene Ontology annotation, cellular component: mannan polymerase complex.
AUGGCCGUCGCACGAUCUCUUCGCCGGACCAAUCCCAUCACGCUGGUCUUGGCCGGUCUCUUGACAUUUGGCUUCCUCAUCUUCAUCUUCUCGUCGACCGACGCUGGCCCAGCGCUGCAUGUCCCUGGUGCUCGACAACUGCUUAAGUCCAAAGAUGCAGCCUCCAAUGCCCUCUCUCCGCCCUCGCUCCCUUUUUUCAAGUCGACCCUCAAGGCCGGCGAAAAGGCUCCUCCUCCGCCAGUUGUCCACUACCACAUGAACAACGUCACAAACACCCCAGACCCCGUCGGAAACCGUGAAAGUGUCCUCAUCCUCACGCCCCUCGCCCGCUUCUACGAAGAGUACUGGAACAAUCUUGUCGCUCUGUCAUACCCUCACGACCUGAUCAGCUUGGGCUUCAUCAUUCCCAAGGGCCGUGAGGGCAAUGCAGCAACCGCUCAGCUCCAAGAACAAAUUGCCAGGACUCAAGCAGGCAACAAGCGCUUCGCUUCCAUUACCAUCCUCCGUCAAGAAGACGAGCCCCCGCUUCAAAGCCAGUCGGAACACGACCGUCAUGCCAUGUCGGCCCAGAAAGAGCGCCGUGCCGCCAUGUCGCGCGCAAGAAACGCUCUGCUUUUCACAACCCUUGGUCCUACCACUUCUUGGGUCUUGUGGCUCGAUUCGGACAUUGUCGAGACUCCCCACUCGCUGAUCCAAGACCUGGCGGCAUUUGACAAGCCCAUUAUUGUGCCCAACUGCUUCCAGCGUUUCUACGACAAGGAAAAGGGUGCCAUGGACGUGCGCCCUUAUGAUUUCAACAGCUGGAUCGACAGCAACACUGCGCAGAACUUGGCAUCUAAGAUGGGCCCUGAUGAGAUUUUGCUCGAGGGCUAUGCCGAGAUGGCCACGUAUAGAAGUUUGAUGGCGUAUAUGAGCCACCCAGGUGGUAACCCCAAGGACAUUGUCAAUUUGGACGGUGUUGGCGGAACAGCAUUGCUCGUCAAGGGCGAUGUCCACAGAGACGGGGCCAUGUUCCCGCCAUUCCCAUUCUACCAUCUCAUCGAGACGGAAGGAUUUGCAAAGAUGGCCAAACGGCUGGGAUGGAGCAGUUGGGGUGUGCCCAACUAUUUUGUAUACCACUACAACGAGUAA